GGGAGAUGGCAACCGCUUCAAAGAGUAGCCUCGCGGAAAGAGAAAGAGAGAACAAACAGUCCGUCCAGGUUACCGAUCAGCGCAACAAUAAUACUCGCUAGAAACGUGAGAAAACGUCAAAAAACGGUCGCGCUAUUGUUCGCCUAAUAAUCGUGUCGUACGCGAGAUUUCCGACCUCGCGGAGCGGACUGCCCAAGUUUGUGAUUAUGUAGUGCGGCGAACAUGAAGACGAUAGAGGGAAAAGUAGUGAUGCUGGGAUCGCAAGGUGUCGGAAAAACUAGCUUGAUCGGACGUUACUUGGGAAAUUUCGAACAUGCAAGUCCUACGAUAGGGGCGUCCUUCUUCAAUUGCAAAAUCAAUUUAAAUGACAUGAGGAUAAAAUUGCAAGUAUGGGACACGGCUGGCCAGGAGAGAUUUCGUUCCAUGGCGCCGAUGUACUACAGGAACUCCAAUGCUGCCAUGUUAGUGUUCGACCUUACGCAGUACAACACCUUCUCCGCGAUUAAGGUUUGGGUAAAGGAGCUACAACAGAAUGUAGAGGAAACAAUGGUGCUAGUCGUCAUCGGAAACAAGUCUGAUUUGGUGCAACAGCGUCAAGUCGACAGUGAGGAAGGUCAAAGAUACGCCACAUCAAUUGGUGCUACAUAUCAUGAGAUCUCAGUGCUACAUAACGAGGGAGUAGAGACCGUUUUUCUGGCCAUCGCUACGAGUCUACGAAGAAUGGCAUCAGACAAUAACGAUAUUAACACUACCCUUAGGAUUUCAGAUUCUAAUAGUUUUCUUAAAAACGACGAUAUGCUACCCUCGCCUUCCAUCGAGGAGAGUCCACAAAAUACCAGUAUUGCACACGGCAUACACGAAAAGCCUUUUACCUGCUGUUAGUUCUAGUUUAUUAAAAAUAGACGGUUAGUAAUUAGAGGAAAAUCGCGCCUUAGGAAUUCGCAUCAACUAUCAAAACGUUAUUUGCCAUGUCAAACGGAUUGUUUCGUUAGUAAACUGCAAGCUUUUGUCUUAUGAUGCGUUUUCAAAAUGGAAAAUAUAUGUGUAGCAUAUAAAGCAAACGAACAGUCAUUCUUCCAACAACAGCAGCAGCUUGAUUAGUCAAAUUGGAUUUAUAUAAGACUACACUUGUCUUAAUUUAUCACGAGUUUUGAGUGACAAUGUCAAAAUAUUAGACUAAUGCUGAAAAAGUUAUAUACGAAUCGAAUUUUCCACGUAAAUGAAUAAUAAAAGUUAGGCAAAAGACUAUAUUUUUUGCAUAUUAAAUUUAUACGUAGAUUAUGUAUAAAAUAACGUGACAUGUUAAUUAAAAAAAAGUGAUUAGGAUUAUAACAAAUUUAAUAUAAUAUUGUACAACUAUUAUAAGUUCAAUUUAUUAAUUGUACGUUAUAUUUAAAAUCUUCUAAUUUGAUAAAUUUUGUUAUUCUAAACUUACUUUGUAAAAUAUGAUAAGAAUAUGUUAUUUUAUAUAUAAAAACUGAUUAACAUUUCAUAGAAAUGAUUAUACAGCUUGCCAUUAAAAAGUAAAUCUUCGCAAAUUGCAA
Pogonomyrmex barbatus (red harvester ant) is the source of this 1544-nucleotide messenger RNA. RefSeq names its product RAS oncogene family member RabX1. Lineage: Eukaryota; Metazoa; Arthropoda; Insecta; Hymenoptera; Formicidae. Gene Ontology annotation, molecular function: GTP binding; GTPase activity. The record is from RefSeq and is a predicted model, not a curated record.